Polyodon spathula (Mississippi paddlefish) is the source of this 1292-nucleotide messenger RNA. Its product is annotated as transcription factor HES-5-like. Bases 124 to 585 code for a protein of 153 amino acids. Gene Ontology annotation, biological process: regulation of transcription by RNA polymerase II; regulation of neurogenesis; anterior/posterior pattern specification. Lineage: Eukaryota; Metazoa; Chordata; Actinopteri; Acipenseriformes; Polyodontidae. The record is from RefSeq and is a predicted model, not a curated record. Gene Ontology annotation, cellular component: nucleus. The transcript is spliced from 2 exons. Gene Ontology annotation, molecular function: RNA polymerase II cis-regulatory region sequence-specific DNA binding; DNA-binding transcription factor activity, RNA polymerase II-specific; protein dimerization activity.
ACCCACGAUAUCUGACACAGCGCGUGGGCUAUAAAUACACGAGGUCCUUUGCCAUAUCCACAGACAAGCAACGGGCCAAAGCAUUGCAGAAACUACUGACAGCAAGCGCCAAGACGUCCGACAAUGGCACCUUCCACCAUGCACAGUGCUUUCCAAGUGACAACCAAAGAAAAGAAUAAGUUACGCAAACCGAUCGUGGAAAAGAUGCGCAGAGAUCGCAUCAACACCAGCAUCGAGCAGCUGAAGACGCUUCUUCAGAAGGAGUUUCGUCAACAGCAGCCGGGUUCCAAGCUGGAGAAAGCUGAUAUCUUAGAAAUGACCGCGGGCUUCCUGAAAGGACAGGUCAAGACCAGCACCAAACUGGGCUAUAGCCAGGGCUUUUCCCAGUGUCUGCAGGAGUCCAUCCGCUUCCUGUCUCUCCAGGCGCCACAACAAGCCGCUGAGUUGAGAGUGAUGGAGCGUUUCUACGGAUCACAGAACGCCACCCUGAGUCGCUUAUCUCCCCAGCCUCUCCAGAACUCUGAACCUCGCCAGGUCUGCACGAAACAGCCGGCUAACACCAGCCCCUCGUGGAGACCCUGGUAAAUCAGACAUUAAAGAAAAAGAAAACACAUAUCAAAUCAAACUAGAGGAGAGCUUGCAUUCAAGAUAUUCUCUGUGGCUGUGUAGGAAUGUAUGCGUUCCGUGUAUUGUUUCAGUUCACCUGAUCAGGGCGAGAGAUUCCAAAUCUCAUUAUGCUAUAGAACGUGCUUUGAAAUGAGAACACAGCUUUGUUCUAUAUGUGAGUUUUAAUUCAGUUCUACACGGUUUGUAGGUUUGCACUGAACUGCAUUGUUGUAUAUUACAGUAAUUGCAUGGGGUUGAAAAUGAAAGAGAAAUGUUCUCCGACCUUUCCGCUAUACCUCCUUUAUUAUAGAAAUUGCUCUAGAUGUCCUGCCUUUUGUAAAGGCUUUACUGUGAACUAUAUUAGGUUCAUAACGUAUUGUACGCGCUGUCAAGGCACAUGAACAAUACAUGUGUAUAUAUAAUGUACAAUUUUUAUAAUGAAUGUGAAUGAAUGAAUUAGCAAGGAUGGUUUCUAUUGCUAUCUCUUGCUAGCACUUGUAUUUCAGUAUCUGGAAAAAAUAUGUUGUCGUGUUUUAUACGAGGCCCCUGAGUAAUAAAUCCACUUGAUUGUACUUUGUGUUGAGUCGUUUCUUAUAGCUUUCUGAAAGGACACUGGAACCCAUUAUAAACAUAAACACGUGCGCUCUUCCUUUACAAACCACGAAGAGCAGCCCCUGUGACGCACA